This is a messenger RNA of Alosa alosa (allis shad), 1300 nucleotides long. It is a transcript of the gene stc1l, whose product is annotated as stanniocalcin 1, like. Gene Ontology annotation, molecular function: hormone activity. Bases 95 to 850 code for a protein of 251 amino acids. Gene Ontology annotation, cellular component: extracellular region. The record is from RefSeq and is a predicted model, not a curated record. Gene Ontology annotation, biological process: intracellular calcium ion homeostasis. NCBI's taxonomy places the organism in Eukaryota, Metazoa, Chordata, Actinopteri, Clupeiformes, Clupeidae. The transcript is spliced from 4 exons.
CAAGGGCGUUUUCUGGACCGUUUCAAACCUCUCAGCAGCCUCGUAACAUCUAUUUUAUUUUGCGUGUAGAGUUGAGACCUCACAGUUUAACAAAAUGCUACACAAAAGUGUGUUUCUCUUGUUCGUCGCCCUGGCUGCAUCUGCCUACGACAUGGACCAAGAAGGAAGCUCGUCCAGAAGAGCGCGUUUUUCAUCCAACAGUCCAUCUGAUGUAGCUCGCUGUCUCAAUGGUGCUCUGCAAGUGGGGUGCGGCACCUUUGCUUGUCUGGAGAACUCUACCUGUGAUACGGACGGCAUGCAUGAAAUUUGCAACAACUUUUUUAGUGCUGCUGCUGUUUUUAACACACAGGGUAAGACUUUUGUGAAGGAAAGCCUGAAGUGUAUGGCUAAUGGCAUCACUUCCAAGGUCUUCCAGUCCAUCCGCCACUGCCCAUCAUUCCAAAAGAUGAUUGCUGAAGUGCAAGAGGAUUGCUACAGCAAAUUGGACAUCUGCAAGGUGGCUAGCACCAACCCAGACGCCAUCGGAGAGGUGGUCCAGGUGCCCAUGCAUUUCCCUAACAGGUAUUACAGCACUCUCCUGCAAAGCUUAAUGGAGUGCGACGAGGACACAGUGGCGACUGUGCGCGCCGGCCUGAUGUCCCGCCUCGGCCCCGACAUGUACAUCCUCUUCCAGCUGCUGCAGACCAAGUCCUGCCCCUCCGACGUGUCCGCCGGCGGCCACGCAGGCAUGGAAGGGCGUGGAGGCUACCGCUGGGCCAUGGCCCCCAUGUUCAAGAUCCAGCCCAGCCUGCGCACCCGCGACCCCACUCACCUGUUCGCCAAGAAGCGCUCCAUCGAGGAGAGUCCCUAACUCUGAGGAAGGCGUUGUGAUGGCAUAGGCCUCCAUAAGAUGCAUACAUACAUGAGGUCCCCUCCCACACACACACACACACACACACACACACACACACACACACACACACACACACAAACAUACACACACACAUUCUCAGAAUGCAGUUUCUCACUUUUGUCAUUAUGCACACUUCUGCUGCAGUCUUCCCAUUUAUAAAAACAAUCAAGUAAUGUAUUAAUGCAGCCUUCAAGCACAGAUGAACAAGAUUACUAUCUCAAAUAUAGCAUCUAAAUCUGCAGAACAUCUGAAGAAUAUAGUAAUGUGAAGCUACAUCAACAUAGAGCACUUUACUGCAUUAAGUGGAUGCAUUCAUUUGUGUUUGAUUCCCCCACAGUAAGCCAUUACUGUUGGAUUUACUAAGAAACUGAUCUAAGGCUAACCCCAUGUUAAACAACCAAGAACAUA